Molecule: messenger RNA, 1018 nt
Organism: Orbicella faveolata
Lineage: Eukaryota; Metazoa; Cnidaria; Anthozoa; Scleractinia; Merulinidae
Product: ribosomal protein S6 kinase alpha-2-like
Biological process (GO): intracellular signal transduction; protein phosphorylation
Molecular function (GO): protein serine/threonine kinase activity; ATP binding; magnesium ion binding
Source: RefSeq, a predicted model, not a curated record
CGUGAACCACACACAAUGCAAGAGAUGUGCUUUCUGACUCCUUGGAACUUGUUUUCAGGUGUUGGUGAGAACGGAAUUGAAGACAUCAAAACUCAACCGUUCUUUUCGUCCAUUGACUGGGAGAAAUUAUUUAAAAAGGAAUUGAAGCCUCCUUUCAAGCCAGCUGCUGGUAGAGCGGAUGAUGCUUUCUAUUUUGAUCCUGAAUUCACUUCUAAAACACCGCAAGAUUCUCCAGCUGUUCCCCCAAGUGCGACUUGUCACCAACUUUUUAGAGGAUUUAGUUUUGUGGAUCCUGGACUUGUACAAGAAGAGUCAUCACAACUAACAUCUAAUGGAUCAGACAAAAUGGAGACAGAUCAUAAACCGGUCCAUAGUAUGUUCACCAUUAGAACAACGUCCAUUCUUGAAGAAUAUGAAAUUAAACAGGAAAUUGGCAGAGGAUCAUACUCAGUUUGUAGGAAAUGUGUUCACAAAGCAUCAGGAGGCGAGUAUGCAGUUAAGAUUGUAGAUAAGAGUAAAAGAGAUCCUACAGAAGAAAUUGAGAUUCUUUUACGAUAUGGAAGUUAUCAGAAUGUUAUUCAUCUCAGAGAUGUGUAUGAUGAUGGCAAAAACAUGUUUAUGGUGAUGGAGCUGAUGAGGGGAGGAGAACUUUUGGACAGAAUACUUAAACACAAGAGUCUAUCAGAGCGAGAGGCUGCACUGAUAAUGUUCACACUAGUCAGCACAUUCACUUUCCUCCAUGAGGAAGGGGUUGUCCACAGGGACUUGAAGCCAAGCAACAUAAUGUAUGCGGAUGACAGUGGAAGCCCUGAGUCUCUAAGAAUAGUUGAUUUUGGAUUUGCGAAACAAAUCAGAGCGACAAAUGGCUUGCUAAUGACGCCAUGUUACACGGCUAAUUUUGUGGCUCCUGAGGUGCUAAAGAAACAGGGUUAUGAUGCUGCUUGUGAUAUUUGGAGUCUGGGUGUGCUUCUUUACACCAUGCUUGCAGGGUGAGUGCUAAUUUAUGCAGUACAGCUCA